AUGCUGAGCAGGUUUCUACACCCACACUACCGGAAACUGUCCAAGAACUGGGUCCCCACAGGCAGCAUGUGGGGCACUGUGGGUGCCGUGGGGCUGGUGUGGGCCACAGACUGGUACCUGAUCCUGGACUGGGUGCCUUACAUCAAUGGCAAGUUUAAGAAAGAAUUAGGAGCCCCUUUCCUCAGCCACAGGCCUCGCUGGUAUCACAACUCUGCUGCUGUGGAAGCUGAAAGCCCCAGGGGAGCUUCUGCAUGGUGGACACUGGGGCCACCGUGA
This is a messenger RNA of Acomys russatus (golden spiny mouse), 276 nucleotides long. RefSeq names its product cytochrome b-c1 complex subunit 10-like. The record is from RefSeq and is a predicted model, not a curated record. Gene Ontology annotation, biological process: mitochondrial electron transport, ubiquinol to cytochrome c. Bases 1 to 276 code for a protein of 91 amino acids. NCBI's taxonomy places the organism in Eukaryota, Metazoa, Chordata, Mammalia, Rodentia, Muridae. The transcript has a single exon. Gene Ontology annotation, cellular component: mitochondrial inner membrane.